Mobula hypostoma (lesser devil ray) is the source of this 1296-nucleotide messenger RNA. RefSeq names its product proteasome 26S subunit, ATPase 6 (gene psmc6). The record is from RefSeq and is a predicted model, not a curated record. Lineage: Eukaryota; Metazoa; Chordata; Chondrichthyes; Myliobatiformes; Myliobatidae. Gene Ontology annotation, biological process: positive regulation of RNA polymerase II transcription preinitiation complex assembly. Bases 70 to 1239 code for a protein of 389 amino acids. Gene Ontology annotation, molecular function: ATP binding; ATP hydrolysis activity; proteasome-activating activity. The transcript is spliced from 14 exons. Gene Ontology annotation, cellular component: proteasome regulatory particle, base subcomplex; cytosolic proteasome complex.
UAGACGCUCGUUGUCAACUGCGGCCGCUCGACUCAUCCCGUCAGGCACCGCUUGGUUCCAGGCAACAACAUGGCGGAGCCGAGAGAGAAGGCGCUGCAGGAUUAUAGGAAGAAAUUACUGGAGCACAAGGAGAUUGACGGCCGCUUAAAAGAACUGAGAGAGCAACUGAAGGAAUUAACCAAGCAGUAUGAAAAGUCUGAAAAUGACCUCAAAGCUCUUCAAAGUGUGGGACAAAUUGUUGGUGAAGUGUUGAAACAACUUACAGAAGAGAAAUUUAUUGUAAAGGCUACAAAUGGACCACGAUAUGUUGUUGGCUGUCGUCGACAGCUUGAGAAAAGCAAGUUGAAACCAGGGACUAGAGUUGCCCUGGAUAUGACGACUUUAACUAUAAUGAGGUACUUGCCAAGAGAAGUGGACCCAUUGGUGUACAACAUGUCUCAUGAAGAUCCAGGAAAUGUUACAUAUUCAGAGAUUGGUGGAUUGGCUGAACAGAUUCGAGAACUGAGAGAGGUAAUAGAGUUACCACUUACAAACCCAGAAUUGUUCCAGCGUGUGGGAAUCAUUCCUCCAAAAGGAUGUUUACUUUAUGGACCACCAGGUACAGGAAAAACACUCUUAGCAAGAGCUGUUGCUCGUCAAUUAGACUGCAAUUUUUUAAAGGUCGUAUCCAGCUCUAUUGUUGAUAAGUACAUUGGUGAAAGUGCUCGUUUAAUCAGAGAGAUGUUCAACUAUGCCAGAGAUCACCAGCCAUGUAUCAUUUUUAUGGACGAGAUUGAUGCUAUUGGUGGUCGCCGCUUCUCUGAAGGUACCUCUGCUGAUCGUGAGAUUCAACGAACACUUAUGGAGCUGUUGAAUCAGAUGGAUGGCUUUGAUACUCUUCACAGAGUUAAAAUGAUCAUGGCUACAAACAGACCAGAUACAUUAGAUCCCGCUUUGUUGCGCCCUGGAAGACUAGAUAGAAAGAUUCACAUUGAACUUCCAAAUGAGCAAGCAAGAUUGGAUAUUUUGAAGAUCCAUGCUGCACCUAUCACGAAACAUGGUGAAAUAGAUUAUGAAGCCGUUGUCAAGCUGUCGGAUGGAUUUAAUGGUGCUGAUUUAAGAAACGUCUGCACCGAAGCAGGUAUGUUUGCAAUACGUGCUGAUCGUGAUUACGUUAUCCAGGAAGACUUUAUGAAGGCUGUCCGAAAAGUGGCAGAUUCUAAAAAGCUAGAAUCUAAACUUGAUUAUAAACCUGUAUAAUGCAACCAGCAUUUUUUUUUUAGAAACUGUGAUUUAAAUGGUAUAUAUGCACUAAAA